UAAUACAUAUCACUCCAAAUCCACCUGAAUCGUGAUAUAUAUCGCUCCAAAUCCAUCUUUCCCUUUCAAAUCCUUUACCUAUCAAGCUCUACAACGAUUUUAAGUUCAAAAAAUAGUGGAUUAGAGUACGAGCUCGUGGAGAGAUUAUGGGAAUUUGAGAGCUACGACAAAGUUAGGAGGUUGAUGCAUGAUAAGGCACGAUACAACACAACACAAUACCAUGGAGGAUUGGAGCUCCCGAAACGUGUCGGUGCAUUUUCUGAUAGUGAAAUUGGAGGAAACGGUUAAGAAGAUGAAAAGCGUUAGCGGAAAAAAGGCUAUCAGUGAUUGUUUGUUGGCUUGGUUUUCUUCUGCCUACAAUCAGCUCGAGGCUCGGACUAACGAGGUUUUUUCCAAAUUAAACAAAUUACCCUUACCCUAUAUCCCCGCACCAAUUUGGAACGUAGGUUUAAUUGCUAUCUCAUCACCAUCCAACAAUAACUCCAAUUCCAUCUCUAAACCGGGGCCUACUGAAGAUACUCAAUCCCAUGGUAGGAGGCGGACGCGGUCACCUAGCCUCGACGACACCUCCGAACACGAGCAUAGAGACAAACGGUUAAAAUUGAAGGAGGGUUGGAGCUCGGGCGUUGAUCGAUUGGAUGAUUUGAUAGAGAGAGUGGAGGAACUGGUUAAGAAGCUGAAAGGCGUGGACGGGAAAAAGGAUUCGGUGAAUGGUCCAUUGUUGGCUUCGUUUAUGUCUGCGUUCACUCAGCUCGAGAAUUGGACUGAGCAGCUUUUGUCCGCAUCAACCGUGAACGAACCAUCAUCACCCAGUAAACUAAGCGCAUCAAACAACUCCGAUCCCAACAUUGAAGUGGGACCAGAUACUCCAGAAAAUUCCCGUGGUAAGAAGACGUCAGGGUCGAAUAGCCGCGACAACAGGUCCGAAGAGAAGAGAGAAACCAAAAUUAAGGCACAAACUGAUCAGAACUCGGGCUCUUCUCUAACAGUUCCAUUGGAUGAUCUGAUAGCGAGAAUGAAGGAGAUGGUUAAUAUGCUGAAAAGUGAAGGACGUUUGGUGAAUAGUCCUUUAUUGGGUUGUUUUGUGUCUGCACAGACUCUACUCAUGGCUUGCGCUACCGAGCUAUUGUCCAUAUCAAUUGGAAAGUCAAAGGCACUACAUCAUCAGGGAAGUGAAAUUUCUGUUAAUUACAGCUCUACUACUACUAAUGAUACAGCUGCUGAUGGUAAUGGAGAGAAAAAAUAAGAUUAAAAAGCAAAAGACCAUGAUACAGCUGCUGAUGGUAAUGGAGAGAAAAAAUAAGAUUAAAAAGCAAAAGACCAUGAAGAAAUUAUUAACCACAAUCCUCCUAAAAACUCUCCAUACUCUCCAAUAUA
This is a messenger RNA of Cucumis melo (muskmelon), 1377 nucleotides long. RefSeq lists its product as uncharacterized. The coding region runs from base 188 to 1246 and encodes 352 amino acids. The record is from RefSeq and is a predicted model, not a curated record. Lineage: Eukaryota; Viridiplantae; Streptophyta; Magnoliopsida; Cucurbitales; Cucurbitaceae. The transcript has 2 exons.